AUGGCGAAACUUGUUGUUGUCACCGGCAUAACUGGCGUUCAGGGCAGCUCCGUCGCUGAUACCUUUCUUCAAGACCCAGCAUACACCAUCCGCGGUGUGACUCGCAAUCCCGAGUCCGAAGCUGCCAAGGCAUGGGUAACUAAAGGUGUUGAGAUUGUUCAAGGCGAAUUUGAUGAUGUCAAGUCUCUUGAGCGAGCUUUUCAGGGCGCCAAUGUCAUCUUCGGUGUUACUGAUUUCUGGAACAUCUGGGGAAACCCACUUGAGCUGCGGCAUGGGAAAAAUCUUGCUGAUGCUGCAGCUUCGGCGGCUUCAACUCUGGAAAGAUAUGUUUUCAGUUCCAUGGCCGAUGCAACGAAGUCGAGCGGCGGAAAGUACACAAAGCUGUAUCACAUGGACUCAAAGGCUCGUGCUGCUACAUACGCACAGAGUCUUCCAGCUCUCAAAGACAAGUUCUCUCAGGUUCAAGCUCCAGUCUAUUUCCAAGUUGGAACGGAGUGGGGGCUACCAAUCACGCCAAAGAAGCAACCAGACGGUACAUAUCGAAUGAUUGGGCCUGGUGCAGGCCACAAGCCAAUUCCGUUCGGAAAUGUGCGAACUGAUCUUGGUCCCUGUGUUAAAGCUCUUGUCGAACAGGCACCGCCCAACACGAACCUUUUCGCCGUGGGUGAAUACCUCUCUUGGACAGACUAUCUCCGCAUUGUCUGCGAGACGCAGGGCGUCAAGUACGGAGGGUUUGACGAGCUUUCCUACGAGGAGAUCAACGAACUACUACCGGGCGGCCUCGGUCACGAGUUUGGACUCAACGUCUUGUUUGCAUUUGACUUUGGAUAUGAGGGUACAGAACCGGGGAUUGUUGGACCUGGAAAGUACGGAAUUAGAAUGACAUCGUUUAGGGAGUAUUGCGAAAAGAGCGAUUUCUCUGCUGCACUGAACAAAUGA
This is a messenger RNA of Trichoderma breve, 939 nucleotides long. Its product is annotated as nmrA-like family domain-containing protein. The transcript is spliced from 5 exons. Lineage: Eukaryota; Fungi; Ascomycota; Sordariomycetes; Hypocreales; Hypocreaceae. Bases 1 to 939 code for a protein of 312 amino acids. The record is from RefSeq and is a predicted model, not a curated record.